This is a messenger RNA of Lizanozyma spartinae, 5277 nucleotides long. Its product is annotated as ABC1 kinase family protein. NCBI's taxonomy places the organism in Eukaryota, Fungi, Ascomycota, Pichiomycetes, Serinales, Debaryomycetaceae. The transcript is spliced from 3 exons. The coding region runs from base 1 to 5277 and encodes 1758 amino acids. Gene Ontology annotation, cellular component: mitochondrion. The record is from RefSeq and is a predicted model, not a curated record.
AUGAUUUGUAGAAGGCAGUUUCACAUACGAUUGAAACUCGUGGGGAAACCUCUUAGAUCUCCCUCAUUUCGUCUGUUCCACCAAUUGCCCCCUGGUUGGGGUUCCGGUUCGAAUUCCAGUCGAACAGGAAGGAAAGUAAUGGGUGGAGCUUUGGGUUUGUUAGUCUCUGGAUGUGGAUAUGCUUUGCAUACACUGCAACUGAUGCUAAAUAACGAUGUGCACUCAGUCAAUUCUACCAUACAUGAACUUAUACCCAAGAAGGACGAAGAGACAUUUGAAAUGGGACUUUUCAAGUCUUCCCAAGCAGAGGAAAAGGAUGAAUACGAUCAUUACCGCCAGGAGCGGGUAAAGAAAGGAUCAUAUGUGUUACGGAUACUUUAUAGAGCUUGGUUUACGUUUGAAGAUUGGGUAUUGGAUCCCUUGAUAACCUUUGGUAGAUUUUUGGAGUUACUGGGGAUCUUUGUACCUGUGUUGCUUUCAAGCCCCAUAUGUUGGUUUGGAUCUAAAGUUGUUAUUUCUGGUAGCGAUGGAACAGUCAGACUGGGAGCCUUGUUAUGGUUCAAAUUGGUUCGUAUUGCUGCAGAAUUUGCCGGAGCCAGUUUCAUCAAAUUGGGUCAAUGGGCUGCUAGUCGUACGGAUAUUUUCCCUAAAGGAUUAUGUGAUGAAUUAAGUGAAUUGCACUCGAAUGCUACGGUUCAUCUGUUGGAGAAGACCAAGAAGAUUGUGAGUAGUAGUUUUGAACUCCCCUUUGAGGAGAUCUUUGAUGAGUUCAACGAAACACCAUUGGGGGUUGGAGCUAUUGCACAAGUAUAUGUGGGGAAAUUGUCAGCUAAAGUCAUUGAACAAACAAAGCAGAGAGAAUUAGAAGAAAAGAAGAACAAGAAGAGUUCAGAAGAUCACAAAGAUCAACAAUGGUGGCAGAAUCUCGUGGUUACUGAACAUAAACUUUCAAGCAAUACACUUGUAGCUAUAAAGGUGUUGCAUCCCAAUGUGGAAGUGAAAAUUAAUCGUGAUUUAAAGUUGAUGAAGUUUUUCGCUAGUGCUGUCAACGCCAUUCCUACCAUGGAAUGGUUAUCACUACCUGAUGAAGUGGAACAAUUUAGUUUAUUAAUGAAGUUACAAUUAGAUUUGAGGAUAGAAGGUUUAAACUUGGCUAGAUUUAGACGGAAUUUUCAAGAUAAAUUGGAAGUUUAUUUUCCUAAACCAUAUUUGAAUUAUACAACACGAGAGAUAUUGGUGGAAGAAUUUAUUGAGGCUAUUCCUAUGAGUACCAUGCUUAAGUUAAAAUCUGAAGAGCCCCGUGAUUUCCAAAGUCCUCCAUUAUUUAAAGAAAUUAGUGAUAAAGGUUUGGACGCAUUUUUGAAGAUGUUAAUUCUAGAUAACUUCACUCAUGCAGAUUUACAUCCGGGGAAUAUGAUGGUCAGGUUUUAUAAGAAUGAGUUAUACAAACAUGAAAAGGAAUACAAGAUUGUUAAGUCAAGCAAUAGUGAGGAAGAAACCAAUAGAAUUACCGAUGAUAUGAAACAAUUAAAGACAAAUGAAGAAUGGUAUAAUAAAUUGAAUCAAUUAUAUGAAGAUGGAUAUCAUGCCGAGAUUUGUUUUCUUGAUGUGGGACUUGUUACUGAAUUGAAUCAUGAAGAUAGAAUUAAUUUUAUUGAUUUAUUCCGAGCAUUGAGUGAAUUUGAUGGAUAUAGAGCAGGGGAAUUAAUGGUGGAAAGAUCUAGAACUCCACAAACAGUUAUAGAUAAAGAAGUUUUUGCACUCAAAGUGGAGAAAUUAGUUGAUCGAGUUAAACAAAGAACAUUUACUUUAGGAAGUGUUAGCAUUGGAGAUUUAUUAGAUAAAGUCUUGAGUAUGGUGAGAACACAUCAUGUUAGAAUGGAAGGAGAUUUUGUUAGUAUUGUUGUGGCAAUCUUAUUACUGGAGGGGAUAGGAAGACAGUUAGAUCCUCAGUUGGAUUUAUUUGCAAGAGUCAUGUACAUCCUGUAUGGAAUCUCUAAAUCAGAUUUCGACUACAAUGAACGGAUAAUGAUGUUUCCCGCUGAGGUUGAUACCACCAAACAUAGUGGCUGCUCUCUUAAAUCAGAUACGACUGAUAAUAAUAAUAUUGAUCAUGAUAUUGAUGGUGAGACUACGCCCAUUGAGGAAGUAGAAGAGGAAGAUGACUCUUUGUUUCUGCAUAAGCCGUCACCUAGUGCUGCCACCAGCAGGACCACCACUGCCUGCACUAGCACCACCACUGAUCAACAGAAGGAUAGCUUGAAACUUCCAACAGAUAAGGAGUGCGAAAAGGCCUGGACCCAUGGGUUCGAAGUGCCCUAUGUGUUCUUUGAAUACCAUCGUCAAAAGCAGUCGAGACAAAAGGUAAACAUCAGUGUUGAUGGCCAAGAUAUCGUCUAUGUUCCUAAAGCAGUGUUGAGAGAACCCAAGAGUUGUGCCAACGGUGGCUCCACUCGUAAUAACUCAAUUGAUUCAGAAGACACAGACAAUGGUGUAUCAGUAUUUCACCACAACAGUACUAAUACCAAUAAGAAGCUUGAUUCCAGGAAGGAGGCAAAAGUCUUGACCAAGGAUGUGGCCAGAAGUAACUUGGCUCCUUACUUCUCCAUUCCCUCCGCAACCCUUACAGUCCCCAGUUUUAUGGAUGUGAUAAAUAACCCUGAGUAUGCUGAUUUCAAGAAUCAUUUCAUCAAAAUCUGUUACCAGAAUCAUUAUGAUCUCAAUGAAACAACCUAUACCUUUGGAGGACUUUAUUUAUCUGAUUCUCUUAAAACUUUAGGGAUCCCCAACCACACGGAUUUAAGUAAGAUCUCUGUUCAUUUCCCGUAUGAAUUACCUCCUUAUGUUAAUUCAGAUAUCAUGAAGAACCCCUUGAUGAAUCAGAGUAAUUUGUUUUUCAGUUUUGAUCCUAUCAAUUCAAGAGUAGUUGCAGUUGAGAACAUCAACGAUGAAAACUACCCUUUCAAUGUCAAUUGCUUACAGAGCACCAAGAUCUCUGAUCGUCAUAUCUUUUUCUAUGGUGGCUGGCUUGUAUCUGUUGAUUCAGUCGAAUAUAAUGAAAAGGAAGAUAGAUGGAUCAUUUAUAAGAGUUUCAAGUUAAAUGAAUAUGGAUAUAUUCUUAAUGCUUUUGCCUUGAAAUUCACCAGAGUGGAGAUUCACUCCAAGAGUUCCAAAUCUUCAGACCACCAACAGAUGAAAAUGGCAAGACCCAGAAUUGGUACAUGUAUGGUAAGUAGUACCAUUGAAGAGAGCGAAGGGAAUUCUGACGGAAUAUUACCUUCUCAUAUGAUGGUUCACAGUUCCAAUUCUUCAAACACCGUAUCAACAGAAGUGCUUCCUUCUUCUUCAUCUUCAUCUUCACCUUUGACUGUUGUUGAGAAUAAUACUAGUAGUCCAACCAGUAGAUUACCACCACAGCAAUAUCCCAGUGCUGUAUCUGCGGCUGCUUCACGACGUUCUCCACCUCCAAUGUUCUUACCACCUGUUCAUCCUGAGAUCCCUGAACAUAAUAAGUUGAAAAUUAUAACUACAAACGACUCGGGCAAAGCAACUACGACCUUGGACUCUAUGAAAGCUCAGGCUAGUGCAGUGACUCAUUCUCCUUCAGUACGUGUGGCUGGUGCACUUUUGAACAAAUCCAAAAGUAUAUUCCACCGUUCCAGUAGCAACACUGGCAAACAUACAACAGUGUCAAGUCCUCCACAGAACAUUAUUCAUAAGAACUCUACAGGAUCAUUGACACCACCAACAGUAAAGAACAGUUCCAACAACAGUUCAACCACGACUCCAUCACCUGUUGUUAGACCACGUGGGCUUUCAGAAACCAAAACUGGAGAUUACAAGAUCCCCCCAUCUGCACUUCACACUGGCGGUUCCAAUGCCAGUAAAUCAAAGAUAGCAUCGUUUGCUGAAGAUGAAGCAUCGUUGAGUUCAACCAAAUCAACAGCGUCGGUGACUUCCAAUAUGAAUAAUAAUAAUAAUAAUAGGACAGAAAUGCCACCUUCAAAGAAGGAAGAGUUUUAUUUUGGGUCUAAUGGAGUUGCACAGGAUAACUUCCGUUCCGAAUCAAGUUGCAAGCAGUCCACGUUGCUUGAUAAGGAGCCAAAGGGAGUUACCAUAUUCAUAUUUGGAGGGUUUGUCUUAGACUUAAAACCUGAUGAUGAUGGCAUAUAUCAUUUCUCUGCCACUUCUGAAAUGCUUAAGAUUGAAUUAGGGUUGAUUACUCCUCAAGAUCCGGACCAGACGCAUGGUCUGAACUAUUCCAAGAUUCAUUUCAGUUCCAAGGCUACGAUUCAAUCGCUUCGAUUAGCAGAGAAUUGCCCAUGUCGCAGAAACGAUGAUACUACUACUGAAGAAGUAUGUGAUAGUUGUUGGUGGCCCGAACCUCGAGGGUAUUUUGCAUCAGCAUUGAUUGAUGAUUUCCCCAAUAUUAUUGAGGCCUGUGAGAUCCGAGUGUUUGAUACGUCUUUAUAUAAAGUGGAAUCCAACACUUCGUAUUCACAACUAAGUGAAGGGGAUGAAGGGUCUAAUAACCCCACGUCUUCAAGUAUCAGUGUAAAUGCAGCUGGAUUCUUCAGUAAGAAGGUAUUGGUUGUCCAUGGAGGUAUCAAUGCUGAAGGUAAGACAUUUGCAGAUUUCAUUGUAUUCUCUUUCCUGACUGGAAGAUGGGAACUGAUGACUACUUAUUGUCAUGAUUACUUCAAUGUACCCAAACAACCAUUUGAAGAUGACGAUUCUAGUAUGUUUACUAAAGAAAAAGAAGCCAAUGAUAGUCCUUUAAUGGAAGCAGAACUCCGUGCUUGUCACCAUACAAUGUUAUACUAUAAAUGGGAAGACCGAGGAUACUUGUUUUUCCUUGGGGGUUUCAUGAAUGAUUUUCUUCGAUUACAUGAAAAGGAGCCUUAUUACAGUGAUAAGCUUGAUAUCACCAGAUUCACAAGAUUCCAAUUUUCAACCAACAAUACUAAUCUACUUCGUAUCCCUGUCUUGAAUCUCCAGACUCAAACUUGGUCAUUUUUACGUUACUACUAUGAUGUGAAUGGUCUGAUAAGUGACGAGUUUCAAGAGUUGCUCAAGACCAAUUCUGGUUGGUCCAAUGCCAGGUUUUCCAAUUAUGGGGGGUCCAUAUCCAUAAACGGCAAGGUUAUCACCAUGUGUCAUGGAUUAGUUGUUCCUGUCCCUGAAAGACUUGAAGACUUGGAAAAACUAAAAAAAGACUGUCCUCAAGGUUAUUUGUUAUGGGGUGCUCAUGUGUUCUUUACCUUCCCUAUAAUGUAG